CAGCAAGCGCAUGCGCCAUGCCGUCUGAGGCUUUGGGUCCCGCACAUGCGCGGAGGACUGUGUCUGGGAGGUUGCGGCUGACAAGGAGCCCGGCAGCAGCGGAGGGCGGAGAUCGGGCCACAGAGAUCCGUGUCAAGCGGCUCUCAUCGUGUCCCAAAAUGGUGAAGCCGGAUAUCCACACCCUCGCCCGACACCUCAAACAGGAACGCCUUUAUGUUAAUUCAGAGAAGCAGCUCAUCCAGAGGCUGAACGCAGAUGUCUUAAAAACAGCAGAAAAGCUCUACCGCACAUCUUGGAUUUCAAAACAGCAGAGGAUAAAUUUGGACCGGCUUAUUCUCACUAGUGCUGAAGCGUCACCUGCAGAAUGCUGUCAGCAUGCCAAGGUGUUGGAGGACACCCAGUUUGUGGAUGGCUACAAACAGCUAGGAUUUCAGGAGACUUCAUAUGGCGAGUUUCUUAAUCGACUUCGAGAGAACCCCAGACUUAUUGCAUCUUGUCUUGUGGCCGGGGAGAAGUUCUACCAGGAAAAUGCUCAGAGUGUUAUCCACACAGUCUUCACCUCCCUCUAUGGGAACUGUAUAAUGCAGGAGGAUGAAAGCUAUCUGCUCCAGGUAUUGCGUUACCUGAUUGAGUUUGAGCUUAAGGAAAGUGACAACCCUCGGCGGCUUCUCCGGAAAGGUACCUGUGCUUUCAGCAUCAUCUUUAAACUUUUUACUGAGGGACUCUUCUCCGCCAAACUCUUCCUAACAGCAACUUUACAUGAACCUAUCAUGCAGCUAUUAGUUGAGGAUGAAGAUCAUCUGGAGAUUGAUCCUAGCAAGGUGACGGAGCGCUUCUCUCCGGCGCAGCAAGAGAAAUUAUUUGGGGAGAAGGGCAGUGACCGCUUUAGGCAGAAGGUCCACGAGAUGGUGGAGUCCAACGAAGCCAAGCUGGUUACACUGGUCAACAAAUUUAUUGGAUAUUUGAAGCAAAAUACCUACUGCUUUCCACAUAGCUUAAGAUGGAUUGUAUCUCAGAUGUUUAAGACUCUGUCAUGUGUGGAAGGUCUGGACGUCGGUGAAGUGAGGUCUAUGUGCACCGACCUGCUACUGACCUGUUUUAUCUGCCCAGCGAUCGUGAAUCCAGAGCAAUAUGGGAUUAUUUCUGAUGCUCCGAUCAAUGAAGUGGCUCGAUUCAACUUGAUGCAGGUCGGCCGCCUCCUACAGCAGUUGGCUCUGACAGGAUUUGAGGAAGCAGAUUCGUGCAACAGGAACAAUCUCAGCAAAUUUGACAAAAGCUGUGUUGCUGCUUUCCUGGAUGUGGUUAUUGGAGGUAGAGCAGUGGAGACUCCUCCAUUAUCUUCUGUAAAUCUCCUGGAAGGGUUAAGUCGCACAGUUGUGUAUAUGACCUACAGCCAACUUGUCACUUUGCUUGGAUUCUUGCGUGGUGUCAUAUCUGGAGAUCAGCUGCGGGAGGAGGAUCGAAUGGCCCUGGAAAACCUACUGGCUUCAGUGCCGCAAACUAGGCUGGGCAAGAACAACCAUGACAGUACUCCUUACAGUACUCCUCAGCUGUCCCCUGCCACCACGCCAGCCUGUAGGAAGAACAGACUCCCUAUAGGGCAGCAGCUUGCAGCCAUGACGGUCUGGGACACGUCCGCUUCCAAUCUCUCCGCUCACAUAAACCUGGUGACUCCUUUUGUCACCCGCAGCAGGAGCAAAAACAGCCUCCUAGAGGCAGAACACGAGGGGGCUCCCCAAGACAACGUGCCGGAAGACCAACCUGAGGAGGUGCUUGUAAUCUCAUUGGGGACGGGGCCACAACUCACACCGGGAAUGAUGUCUGAGAACGAGGUUCUGAACAUGCAACUUGUGGAUAAUGGACAAGCAGAUGUUCCUGUGGAUGACACAAAGCUUCAUGGAAAACCUGACAAGACCCUGCGCUUCUCUCUCUGUAGUGAUAACUUAGAAGGCAUUUCAGAAGAAGAAGGAAAUAUGUCCACACCAGGUCCCUCAAACCGAUCCAACUCUGUGUCCUCCCUGGAUCUGGAAGGGGAGUCUGUAUCGGAGCUGGGUGCUGGGCCAUCCGGCAGCAAUGGGGUGGAGGCACUACAGCUACUGGAGCAUGAGCAAGCUACCACGCAGGACAAUCUUGAUGACAAGCUACGCAAGUUUGAAAUUCGGGAUAUGAUGGGAUUGACUGAAGACAGGGACAUCUCCGAGACUGUUAGUGAGACAUGGAGCACAGACGUUCUUGGCAGCGACUUUGAUCCCAAUAUUGAUGAAGAUCGGCUGCAAGAGAUUGCUGGUGCGGCUGCAGAAAAUAUGCUUGGUAGUCUUCUUUGUCUGCCUGGCUCGGGCUCCAUACUACUUGACCCAUGUACUGGAUCCACCAUAUCAGAGACCACCAGUGAAGCAUGGAGUGUAGAGGUCCUCCCUAGUGAUUCGGAAGCACCAGACUUGAAACAGGAAGAACGACUGCAGGAGCUGGAGAGUUGUUCGGGGUUGGGGAGUACAUCUGAUGACACGGAGGUGCGAGAGGUCAGCUCCCGACCCAGCACUCCAGGCCUGAGUGUGGUGUCAGGAAUCAGUGCAACUUCUGAGGACAUUCCCAACAAGAUAGAAGACCUCCGCUCUGAGUGCAGCUCCGACUUUGGGGGAAAGGAUUCGGUGACAAGUCCAGAAGUGGAGGAUUGUGUUCACAUGUCUUCACAGAGACCAUCUGUGGACCCCAGGCAAGCAAAGACAAGUAAUAUGGCUUGUUUAUUUCCAGGCGUUCAUCACAUCACGUCUCCUCCAUCCCAGACUGAGUCCUUGUUAGCAAUGUUUGAUCCCUUAGCACCGUCAUCUCAUGAAGUGGUGCGGCCUAAAGUACACUAUGCAAGACCCUCUCACCCUCCCCCUGAUCCACCCAUCCUGGAAGGAGCUAUAGGAGGCAAUGAAGCUCGAUUGCCCACAUUUGGCUCACAUGUCUUUGUUCCCACGGACUCGGACGCCUACAGACAAAGGCACUCGUGUCCAGAGAGAUUAGUGCGCAGCCGCAGCUCUGACAUCGCUACCUCCAUACGGCGGCCUAUGAGUGAUCCAGGCUGGGCACGAAGAACGGGAAAUGAAGAGAGAGAGUUGCCUUCUGGUGGGAUGGUAUUGGGGGCAUCUGCAGCGAUCAAUGCCUCACAGUCCUCAUCCUCCUCGCCUAGUAAGGACUCCUCAAGGGGAGAGCCAGAAGAAAGGAAAGACAGUGAUGAUGAGCGUUCAGACCGUAACAGACCUUGGUGGAGGAAACGUUUUGUAUCAGCAAUGCCAAAAGCCCCUAUUCCCUUCCGAAAGAAGGAAAGUAAGGACAAAGAAAAGGAAGAUCUGGUGCCGGACAGGUUCUCCAUGCCAGAUGAUACAACAUCUAGACUUGGUACCCAUUCUCAGGCAGCAGAAGACAUUCUUGACAAGUACAGGAAUGCCAUGAAGAGAACCAGCCCAAGUGAUGGGGCUGCAGGCUCGUAUGAGGGGGCAGAUGCGGUUGGUGAUGGAGAAAGUCUUCAUGAUUCCCCUAGAGAAGAAGCCUUGCAGAAUAUGACCUCUGAUGACCUUCCAGAUUCUGCCAGCCAAACUGCUCCUCCACCAGACUCCUCCUUCUCUUAUAGGGAUGCAAAAAAGAAAUUGCGAUUAGCAUUAUGCUCUGCAGAUUCUGUAGCAUUUCCAAUGCUGUCCCACUCUACGCGGAAUGGUCUGCCCGAUCAUACAGACCCUGAAGACAAUGAGAUUGUGUGCUUUCUGAAAGUUCAGCUGGCUGAAGCCAUAAACCUACAAGACAAGAACCUCAUGGCCCAGAUUCAGGAGACCAUGCGUUGUGUGAGCAGAUUUGACCACCGGACUUGCAGCAAGAUCCUCGCUUCCAUUGCAGAGGAUUACAGGAAAAGAGCCUCCUACAUUGCUUAUCUGACGCGAUGUCGCCAGGGGUUACAGAGCACACAGGCUCACCUGGAACGACUGCUGCAAAGAGUCCUUCGUGAUAAGGAAGUGUCCACCCGCUACUUCACAACUGUUUGUGUUCGACUCUUGUUAGAGAGUAAAGAGAAGAAAAUCCAGGAGUUUAUUAAAGACUUCCAGAAAUUAACGGCAGCCGAUGACAAAACUGCACAAGUGGAGGAAUUCUUGCAGUCGCUGUACGGAGCUAUGGCCCAAGAUGUGAUCUGGCAAAAUGCCAGCGAGGAGCAGCUGCAGGACGCACAAACUGCGAUUGAGAGAAGCGUGAUGAACCGUAUUUUCAAGCUGGCCUUCUACCCCAACCAGGAUGCCGAUGUACUACGUGACCAGGUGUUAUACGAUCACAUCCAAAGAUUGUCUAAAGUAGUGACGGCCAAUCACAGAGCUCUACAGAUCCCAGAGGUUUACCUGAGGGAAGCUCCAUGGCCUUCGGCACAGGCAGAAAUCCGCACCAUCAGCGCUUACAAAACCCCCAGAGACAAGGUGCAGUGUAUCCUGCGCAUGUGCUCUACCAUUAUGAACCUUCUCAGCCUGGCUAAUGAAUACUCCGUCCCAGGAGCUGAUGAUUUUGUCCCUGUACUGGUGUUUGUCCUUAUUAAGGCUAACCCACCCUGCCUCCUGUCCACCGUACAAUACAUCAACAGUUUCUACUCAAACCGUCUGACCGGAGAGGAGUCGUACUGGUGGAUGCAGUUCACGGCCGCAGUGGAGUUCAUCAAAACCAUUGACGAUCGCAAGUAACGGCAGCCAGCUGCUACACAGAGAGAGAAAAAUGGAAGUGUCUCCUGCCAGCCUGCAGGGGGCAGCAGAGACCUGCUUCUUGUAUCAUAACUGUACAGCCAGAUGUUGGUGGAACCUUUCUGGGUAUGAGAGGCCUGUGGUGCAUUGGUUUUUCCUUCUUUAAGUCCCUUCCCCAUUUCUAAUAUUGCAUCAUUUUAAACGAACAUAAUACUAAAACAGAAACGACAUUUAUUUUGCUUGGAUUUUUAUUUAUUUUUUUGAUUUAGAAAUGCUAAAAGGGACCACGUUUUCAAGUAUUUUAGACUUAAGAUACACUUGACACAUCUCAUUUCAGGGUUCUCACUGCAGUGUAAAGUAGUUCUAGGGGUUAGUGGCAAUGACGGACUAUAUACAGUAGUGCUUCCCAACUAGGGUGCCUCCAGCUGUUGCAAAACUACAACUC
Hyla sarda is the source of this 5142-nucleotide messenger RNA. RefSeq names its product GTPase activating protein and VPS9 domains 1 (gene GAPVD1). The transcript is spliced from 27 exons. Lineage: Eukaryota; Metazoa; Chordata; Amphibia; Anura; Hylidae. The record is from RefSeq and is a predicted model, not a curated record. Gene Ontology annotation, biological process: regulation of GTPase activity; vesicle-mediated transport. The coding region runs from base 18 to 4700 and encodes 1560 amino acids. Gene Ontology annotation, molecular function: small GTPase binding; guanyl-nucleotide exchange factor activity. Gene Ontology annotation, cellular component: endocytic vesicle; cytosol.